This is a messenger RNA of Talaromyces marneffei, 615 nucleotides long. RefSeq lists its product as uncharacterized. Bases 1 to 615 code for a protein of 204 amino acids. The transcript has 2 exons. Lineage: Eukaryota; Fungi; Ascomycota; Eurotiomycetes; Eurotiales; Trichocomaceae. The record is from RefSeq and is a predicted model, not a curated record.
AUGCGUUGGCGCGUGCUACUCAUUCCUCUGCUGCCGUGUGCCCUGGCGUUGCCAUGGGACCCCAAUCAGUUGACAUCGCAGCAGAUCCGGAACAUCGCCUGGGGGUCGGGAACCUGUGACCAUGGGAGGUAUCCGUCUGAGUGUGUUACUGCAGACGCCGCUGCAGCAUAUAUCCGCAACGCCUUCGUGCGUUAUGAGAUCUCAUCACCGGAGCAGCAAGCGGCCGUGAUUAGUGUGAUGGCAUACGAGUCGGAGGAUUUUAAACUCAGCCGAGAUCACGAACCCGAUGUGAUUGGGACAGAGACCCGUAAUAUGCAAUCCGCAUCCUUCAAUCAGCAGUAUGCCGCGUCGAUACCGGAGCUGAACCGUUUCACACGGGUGUGCAACGAUUCCAGCCUCAUCUUGGAUCUUCUCGUGUCUGAACCAAGGUGGGACUUUGGCUCGGCCGCAUGGUUCUUGACCACACAGUGCACCCAAGAGCAACGCGCACGCUUGAAGACUGGAUCCGACAAGGCAUGGGAAGACUAUGUGGUGAACUGUCUUGGCCACCCAGUGACGCCGGAGAGGAGAGAAUACUGGAAUCGUGCGAUCUACGAGCUUGUGCGAAGCAAGUGA